Caenorhabditis remanei is the source of this 666-nucleotide messenger RNA. RefSeq lists its product as uncharacterized. The record is from RefSeq and is a predicted model, not a curated record. Bases 1 to 666 code for a protein of 221 amino acids. Gene Ontology annotation, molecular function: Notch binding. Gene Ontology annotation, biological process: cell fate specification; cell communication; Notch signaling pathway. The transcript is spliced from 3 exons. Gene Ontology annotation, cellular component: membrane. Lineage: Eukaryota; Metazoa; Nematoda; Chromadorea; Rhabditida; Rhabditidae.
AUGGCGAAUUUUUUGAAAUUCUCGUCUUCAGAUAUCGACAACGCCACCAUCACCGCAACUUUCACACCGAGACGUGGAAUCUUUUCUCCAUUAACCGUGAUGUAUCCUUUCACUGGUAUCAAAAUCAAUAUUGGAUGUGACACGCAGUACUACGGUGACCAAUGCAAUGUGUUCUGCUGUUCCGAGACAGCGAGUCGAGUUGGGAAAGAGUGUAAUUCCCUGGGACAAUUAGGUUGCCCAGUUGGAAAAAAAGGCUUGGAUUGCAAACAAUCAAUCAGUAAGAAGUGGGGUAAAUGCAAAAACAAGGGAUCAUGUAUCUCGUCAUUCGGGAAGAACCUCCACGAGAGAAUUCAGUGUUCGUGUCCAGUCGGAUUUACGGGAAUCCAAUGCGAGAAAGAGGUGCCUAGUGUCGAAAUGAUGUCGGUGUAUGGAGUGGAUCCGAAAAAGUUUGAAAUUGGAACUGCAAAGAUGUUGUAUGAAAGUGUUGUGGAUAAUGAGAUGGUUGAGGUCUCUGACCAAAUCAUUCGUACUGCUGAAGCACCGAAAGAAGACAAACUUGUCAUUCAUUUCGCCAAUGGACCAGCUGAUGCAACUGAUGCUCAGGCUGCGUUUUCUUCACUCACUUCUGCUGGAACUGUCAUCAUUCCAAUGUCGGCAACUUUAUAG